CAGUAAAUAGAGCGCACUGCGUCUUUAAGAGCUCGUCGUCGAGGACCUGGACGCGUCUGAUCCCGUGGACCGGACUCCGGACGACAACAGAGUUCGGUGCGAGACAUAACAGCGAUUCAAAACCACCGACACAAGCCUCGUUCCGAGCGGACUCCUGAAACCAGCACUGUGGCAUGGGAAACGGAAUAAAUAAGGUUCUGCCAGACCUGUACUUGGGUAAUUUCAAAGAUGCCAGAGACAGGGAGCAAUUAGCCAGAAACAACAUCACUCACAUCCUCUCCAUCCACGACACCGCGGCACCCAUUCUACAGGAGAUGACUUAUCUCUGCAUCCCCGCAGCAGAUUCUCCCACGCAGAACCUCGUUCAGCAUUUUGAGAAGAGCAUUAGGUUCAUACACGAGUCUCGACUGAAGAGGGAGGGCUGUCUGGUGCACUGUCUGGCCGGCGUGUCUCGCAGCGUGACUCUGGUGGUGGCGUACCUCAUGACCGUCACCUCUCUGGGAUGGCAGGAGGCUCUGGCUGCGGUGAAGGUGGCCAGGCCUUGUGCUUCACCCAACAUGGGCUUCCAGAACCAGCUGCAGGAGUUUGAGAGCGGACAGCUUCAGCAGUUCAGAGACUGGCUGAAGGAGGAGUAUAAAGAAAACCCGUUCGCUGACGAGGAGGAGGUCAGUAACCUGCUGGCACAGAUCCCCGGCUCCUCUGCUCCGGACGACCACGACCUUCAGCACUGAGACCUCUCACACACACACACACACACACACACACACACACACACACACACACACAGCAUUCCCGCCGUGUCCUUGUGACUCAUCGUCACGCGACACGCUGAUUGUGUUUGUUACGGCACAGCACUGUUUAUUAACUUAUGGACACUUUUUGUAAAUAAGACAUAUUCAAGGUUUUAAUGUUUACUACUGAUGCGACGUUUAAAGCGCAUUUGCAUUUUGUUGUUCAGUCUUCGGGGUUAUAUUAUAAAAACGGAUUUGUACUACAA
This is a messenger RNA of Puntigrus tetrazona (Sumatra barb), 997 nucleotides long. It is a transcript of the gene dusp22b, whose product is annotated as dual specificity phosphatase 22b. NCBI's taxonomy places the organism in Eukaryota, Metazoa, Chordata, Actinopteri, Cypriniformes, Cyprinidae. Gene Ontology annotation, cellular component: cytosol. Gene Ontology annotation, biological process: positive regulation of JNK cascade; regulation of cell population proliferation; protein dephosphorylation. Gene Ontology annotation, molecular function: protein tyrosine/serine/threonine phosphatase activity. The transcript has 7 exons. Bases 174 to 731 code for a protein of 185 amino acids. The record is from RefSeq and is a predicted model, not a curated record.